AUGUUGAACCAGCAGUUUUGCGAGAGCUGCUGGGCGAUGACGGCGACGGACCUUGUGAGCAUCGUGUGGGCGCAGAUCAACAAUCAGACGGCUGAGCUGCUCUCCACGCAGCACGCGUGCGACUGCUCGUCGUCCGGCUGCUGCCGCGGCGGCUGGCCCGAGUGGGUCUUCCAGUUCAUUAUGGCCAACGGCGGGGUGGCUUCUAACGUGGAUUAUCCGUACGCGGGCGCGAUGAACUCGACCUGUGCAAGCGUCGCGAAGUCGAAGCUCAAGGCGAAGAUGAACGGGUGGGAGAAGGUGCCGGCGAGGAGCAACACGGCGCUGAUGAAGGCCGUGGCUCAGCACCCCGUGCUCGUGUACAUCGCCGGCAGUAGCAAUGACUUCAUCAAUUACUCGGGUGGGAUUUUCUUCGGGCAGUGCAGCGGCGAAAUCGACCACGCCGUGUUGGUCGUAGGCUACAGUCUCGUCAACCCUAACUCGCCAGUCUGGAUCGUCAAAAACACCUGGGGACCCUCCUGGGGCGAAGGCGGUUACAUGCGGUUACCCAUGCUAGCAGACGGGCCUGGCAAGUGUAAUAUGCUAAGCGAACGGGGACUUUACCCUACCUUUUAUGAUAAGACCAAGGGAGCGGCUCUCUGCAAGCUUCCAAUAAAUCCGUGCGGAGGCGGGACGUGUGUGGUGACAAACGGUGGGGCGCGGUGCAGUUGCCCGCCUGGAUUUGUCGAGAGAUUGGAGAACGACGCGCCGAAGUGCACCGUCGCUACGCCUUGUGAUGCGAAUCCGAAUCCGUGCGGUAUCGGGACAUGUUACAACGAGUUUGAUGGCAGCUACACUUGCGCAUGCCCUGCUGGCUCGGUGAUUGGUUCGCGUGUUGAGGGUAGCAUGACUUGUGUUCUCGGCACGUUCCAAUCGGGCCUCCAAACCUACACAAUUCUGCUAGGCGACACCUGCCAAACCGUCGCCAGCACAUUCGGAUUCACCAUAGACUUUCUCCAAACCAAGAAUCCGUUCCUCGACUGCUCCCAACCACUCACCCCGGGUUACGUCAUCCUCGUUGGUUCUACAAGCACGACUUUAGGCUGCUCCGCGAUGGAUAUAGUCAACCCUACCGACACAUGUAGCACAAUUGCUGCGCGCAACAAUAUCACUGUACGCCAGUUGUUAGGGAUCAACCCGACCCUCAACUGCAACGUGUCGCUGCAGCGUUCGCAGAUGCUGUGCGUCGCGCCGGGCGCUCUGUCGUCCACGUCGCCCCUGAUCCGUUCGUGCGGGCGAGUGUACAACGUGGGACCACAGGAUCGAUGCGUGGACAUCGCCCGCGGAUUCAACAUCUCGCUUCUAGAUUUCCUCUGGUUGAAUCCAGGGCUCCGGUGUGACGACAACCCAAUCAACAAUGCCAUUGCCGUCUGUGUGGCUCCCCUCACCACAGAGUUCGUCACGGUGGACUGCUCGGCAUGGUACACAGUCAGACAGGCAGACACGUGUCCUCUAAUGGCAAACUCAGUGGGGCUCACAGUCAACCAGUUCCUCCGCCUCAACCCGGGCCUCAGGUGCUACCCGCCGUACCUCCAAAUCGGGCAGAAAGUGUGUGUGAACGGCACAACACAGUCCAUGACCAAGUACCCGCUCUCCCCGAACGUGAUCCCCUACUCUGUGGGGGUGAAUGACACGCUCACGUCCAUCUCACAGCAAUACGCCUCCAUGUGUCCCAACAACACGUUCCCCGCGGAUAUCUGCUCCUCAAACUCCUUCCCAGACUGCACAGACCAGUCGAUCACGCCCAGCCAAAUGAUCCUCAUUCCCUGCACGAGAAAGAUCGCUGGGGACAUUUGCGCGGAUUCGCUCCCCGUCUGCGGGGCAGACUAUGUGACUUACAAGUCGGUGUGUCAUGCGGUGCUCAGCUUUGCCCUGCCGCUGGAAGAGGAUGACGUGUCAAAGCUGGAUGUCCCGUGCGCGUGCUCCGGUAGUCUCAAGUACGCGCAUCACGAUUGCAUCCAGAGGUGGUGCAACGAGAAGGGCAACACGCAGUGCGAAAUUUGCCAUCACCCGUUCAAAGAGGGCUACACCGCGCCGCCGCCGCCCGCCUCUCCGCCAAUCACGCCGGGGCUCGUGGCGCUGCAAUUCCGCGACGGCGCGGGGCAGCUGAGCCACAUCGUCACGUUCCGCGACGCGGUGACGGGCGAGGAGCUGCGCUUCGGCCUCGAGGACUUCGCGUCCGCGCCCGCGGCGCCGGAAAUCCCGGAGCCGGCGACCGUCAGCUGCUUAAAGUCGCUCAUUAUCAUCGUUCUGCUUCUAAUAUUUGCGCGGCACUUCUUCGCACUCGUGCUGGAGGCGAGUGGCGACGACGACGACGUUGACGAAGACUCGGCAGAGUUCACGAUUUUUCUGAUGCAGCUGCUCGGCAUUCUGCUGCCGUGCUUCAUCCUAGCGCGCGCCCUCGCUGCCAUUCACGACCGCUACCGCCAG
Closterium sp. Naga37s-1 is the source of this 2466-nucleotide messenger RNA. The record is from the annotation of a GenBank genome assembly. Lineage: Eukaryota; Viridiplantae; Streptophyta; Zygnematophyceae; Desmidiales; Closteriaceae.